CGAUUUUCAAAUAUUUGCUUUAUAGAUUGGUUUGAUUUUUUUAUAGCAGCGGUUUUGGUAUAAAUUGGGCCAUCGGAUCAUAGAGAACAUCAUUCGCAAGGACUUUUCCAAGAUCUCAAUAUCUACUCAACAUGAAGGUGCUGGCUUUAGUUCUUCUGGCCGUCGUGUUGGCAGACGGGAAGGGUUCUGGACCUUACAUUUAUGAGAGACCAGAUGGUCGCGCGUUCUACCUACCUUCCGAAAUUGUGAAUUCUCUAAAACCAGUAGUCGAUGUAAACCUCCAAGGCUCAGAAUCAUCAGGGUCUGACUCCCUCCGCGAAUAUGGACCGCCGAUACCCCUUGAAACUUCACAGAACUUGUUGAACCAAGGCUUACCUGACGUUACCAUUGAAAAUACCUUCGAGUUAUCUACUGGAAAUGCUUUAAGCCAAGAUUUUGGUCAAAAAAUUGUCUCUGAAGCAAAACCAGUAUCAUUAGAUGACUCACCUAUUUCAGCUGAAUUGCCAAUCUUAGAUUUCGAAGUAAAAGAAACGACCUCCAUCCCAAAUGUUGAACAAGCAACCGAAGUUAUCUAUCAAUCAAAUCAACUCUCCAAUACAAUAACAGCACAAACUGAACAGAACGUAGAAUCUCAGACCACAGAACUUGCUAACGUAGAUACUAAUCAAGCACAAUCUCAAGAAACUCUAAGUGGACGAUCAAUCCAGCAAGAUUCUAUACAAUCUUUGGAUUAUCAACAAGAAACAUCUACAGCAAGCAAUUUGGAGAAGGUUACAGCUGGUGGUGAUUCCUUUGCCACUACAGAAGUGCUGGUGAAUGUACCGGAAAGCCCAUCUGAAAAGGUUGCAGAAGUUCAAAACAUUCCCGACAUCAUAGCUAACUUCGAAAAGGAAAUCUUAGCCCAGCAGACUGAAGGAGUAAGCGACAUCGGUGCAGUUCAGCCUUUGGGUCAGUUUCCUGAAGGCUUCCUAGAAUAUGGACCCCCAGGCUUCAUUGAAUACGGCCCUCCCAAGGGUGAUGAGGACAAACCCGUAAGCAUUCAAGCAAUUAUUACAAAUGAGACUCGGAGACGACGUUUCUCGCCGAGAUUAAGAUUCGUGAAGAACUAGAACCAUACCUACAUCAAAUGUAAUAUCAAAGUACAAAAGGCAUCUAAUGAUUUUAUUAUAAUGUAAUUUGCUUAAAUGUAAUUUAGCAAUUCAAUUAAAUGCAAUUAUUUUCAAAUGCU
Bicyclus anynana (squinting bush brown) is the source of this 1228-nucleotide messenger RNA. RefSeq lists its product as uncharacterized. Lineage: Eukaryota; Metazoa; Arthropoda; Insecta; Lepidoptera; Nymphalidae. The record is from RefSeq and is a predicted model, not a curated record. The coding region runs from base 132 to 1109 and encodes 325 amino acids. The transcript has 7 exons.